AUGGAUUUGUCCAACCUCAAGGAGCAGGUCAGCAACAUGACCAUGUAUGACCUGAAAGCGGGUGUCCGCAAAGUACAGAAUGCUGUUAUGAAUUAUACCGAGAUGGAAUCCAAGGUCCGCGAAGCUACGAACAAUGAACCGUGGGGCGCCUCCUCGUCUUUAAUGCAGGAGAUCUCCAAUGGAACUCAUAGCUACCAGCUGCUGAAUGAGAUCAUGCCUAUGAUCUACAGACGGUUCACCGAUAAGAGUGCGGAGGAGUGGCGACAGAUUUACAAGGGCCUUCAACUGUUAGAAUUCCUCGUCAAGAACGGCUCCGAGCGUGUCGUCGACGACGCCCGAUCCCACAUGUCCCUCCUCCGAAUGCUUCGUCAGUUCCACUAUAUCGACCAGAACGGCAAGGAUCAGGGUAUCAACGUGCGCAAUCGCUCGUCGGAGCUGGUCAAAUUGCUGGGGGACGUUGAAUUGAUCCGGUCCGAGCGAAAGAAGGCCCGCGCCAACCGCAAUAAAUUCAGAGGCUUCGAGGGUGGAUCGGGCAUCGGAUCGGGCAUCGGCGGUGGCGGCGGCGGCGGCGGCGGCAUGACGGGGUCUGGUGGCAGAUACUCUGGGUUCGGAAGCGAUAGCAUUGGCUAUGGCGGAUACAGUGGCGGCGUGUUCGGUGACGGCGGCGGGUUUGGCGGCAGCUCCGGCGACUUCCAAGAUACCGGACGGCGGGGCAACCGGUUCGACGAGUACGACGAGUACGACGAGGCCGACGCUACCCCCCCGCCGCGGCGUGGAUCGAGCCCGCCCCGUGCCCGGCGCGAGGCCAAGCAAGCGCCGGCGCCGGCCCCCAAGGAGCCCGAAGCCGACCUGUUCGAUUUCGGCGACGACGAAGUCACCACGACGGCGUCCACCGCGGCGGGCAAGCAGCCUGCGAGCGGCGGCAACGGCCUGGACAUCCUCGACUCGAAACCGAUGGACGACGACGACUUCGACGACUUCCAGUCCGCUACCCCGGCGCCGGCCCCCGCGCCAGCUUCAUCCAACCAGUUCGGCAUCCCCGCGUCGACCGUCAGCACAACCUCCAGCACGCAGUUCGCCGCUCCAAAACCCGUCUCGGGCACGCAGGAGUCGAACCUCAACGGCCUGGUCGGAUUCCAGUCCAUGACGCCCACGCCCCCGUCCAGCUCCAUCGCUUCCCCAGCCCUGUCGCAAACCUCGGCGAUCCCCCAGCAGAAGUCCCAGCCGCUCAAGCCGGCCGGCUUCCAAGCAGCCACCCCCAACUACUUCACCUCCAUCUCCACCAACAGCCCCCAAGCCGCCGCUGGUGGUGUCUCGGGCCACCGACCCAACAUGCCCUCCACCUCGUCCUUCACCUCCGCGACCACCACUGCCUCCUCAGGGGCCGCGGCCAACAAGCCCGCCGCGGCCAACAAGCCCUCCGGCGGCGACGCCUUUGGCUCGCUCUGGUCCACCGCCAGCGCCAGCGCAGGCAUCCAGAAGUCCUCGUCCGUCAACAAGGGCCCCAACCUCGCCAGCAUGGCCAAGGAGAAGGCCAGCGCUGGCAUCUGGGGCGCUGCUCCUUCCAACGCGGCGUCCCCGUCGCCUCGGGCUCAGACCGGUUCUUCUCAGCCGAAGACGACUGGUAGCUCGGGAAUGGACGAUCUGCUGGGUUAG
This is a messenger RNA of Aspergillus candidus, 1656 nucleotides long. Its product is annotated as ENTH domain-containing protein. NCBI's taxonomy places the organism in Eukaryota, Fungi, Ascomycota, Eurotiomycetes, Eurotiales, Aspergillaceae. The transcript is spliced from 5 exons. Gene Ontology annotation, molecular function: clathrin binding; phospholipid binding. The coding region runs from base 1 to 1656 and encodes 551 amino acids. Gene Ontology annotation, biological process: endocytosis; Golgi to endosome transport. Gene Ontology annotation, cellular component: clathrin vesicle coat; endosome; plasma membrane. The record is from RefSeq and is a predicted model, not a curated record.